This is a messenger RNA of Funneliformis geosporum, 616 nucleotides long. Lineage: Eukaryota; Fungi; Glomeromycota; Glomeromycetes; Glomerales; Glomeraceae. The record is from the annotation of a GenBank genome assembly.
AUGAAAAUUUUAUUAUUACAUGAACAAACUAUAAAAGGACGAAAACCUACACUAUCAAAAGGUUUCUUUUGUUUUACCCCACCUUCUUCACUACGCGAGAGAGUUAUAACGCGUAAAGGCGCUGCAAAACAACAAAAAAUUAGUGAUCCCAAGUUCGUUCCAUAUGUCGCUUCAAAAGCCUCAAAGGAAGCUGUUAUUUCUACACCAGCUCCUUCGUCUUCUUCAACCUCAACUUCUGUUCCCACUAACUUAGAUUUAGAAAUUGUUCAAGAAGUUUUUGCCAAAGAUAGGUCAAAACUUUUGGACCCUGAUGAAUAUCUCGAAGAUGAUGAUAUGAAAGAAGACCUAAAAGAUUUUACAGUUGUUACCAAAGCUACUCCCUUUGCAGUUACUACUCAUAUUAAGUUUACACCUAAAGAAAAGAACAACAGCAAAAUUAUUCUCGCUAUCAAUAAUAUUGACACUUUCUGUGAUUUCUCCCAAUACAAGAAUGAUAUGCAAUUCAACGAGAGGACUAUCCACGUUACUGAUAUUUCACUACAAAUGAAGCCUGCAAAUAUCAAACAAGUUUUUGCCAAAUAUGGAUCUAUUACCGAUUUUAAAAUGACAGUAAGAG